Messenger RNA from Erythranthe guttata (spotted monkey flower), 552 nucleotides. Its product is annotated as putative pectinesterase 53. Gene Ontology annotation, molecular function: pectinesterase activity. NCBI's taxonomy places the organism in Eukaryota, Viridiplantae, Streptophyta, Magnoliopsida, Lamiales, Phrymaceae. Gene Ontology annotation, biological process: cell wall modification; pectin catabolic process. The record is from RefSeq and is a predicted model, not a curated record.
AUGCAAGGAGUGGCUUUACGAAUAUCAGGAGACGCAUCCGCAUUUGCGGGUUGUAAGUUUCUGGGGGCACAAGACACUCUCUACGAUCACAAGGGUAGGCAUUAUUACGAAGAUUGCUACAUUGAAGGAUCUGUGGAUUUCAUCUUUGGUGAUGGUCGUUCCUACUUUAAGGGUUGUGAGCUACAUGCGAUUGCAACAGGGGCAGUGGCAGCUCAAAACAGAAGCGCGAGUUCGGAAAAUACAGGUUUCUCCCUUGUCAACUGUAAAGUGACGGGUUCAGACAUAGUGUACCUAGGGAGAGCAUGGGCUCCUUUCUCUACAACCGUAUUUGCUUAUACAUACAUGGAAAACAAUGUCAACCCGGAGGGCUGGUUUGACUGGAAUGAUCCAUCUAGACAAUCGACUGUAACCUUUGGGGAGUAUCAGUGCAGUGGACCUGGAUCAAAUACUGCAGGAAGAGUUAAAUGGUCAAAAAUUCUUACUGAUGAAGAGGCUGGACGGUUUACUUCCCUUGACUUUAUUGAUGCAUCUGAAUGGCUCGACCUAUCAUAA